Molecule: messenger RNA, 4890 nt
Organism: Syngnathus typhle (broad-nosed pipefish)
Lineage: Eukaryota; Metazoa; Chordata; Actinopteri; Syngnathiformes; Syngnathidae
Product: SH2B adapter protein 2
Exons: 9
Coding region: 258-2384 (708 amino acids)
Biological process (GO): intracellular signal transduction; antigen receptor-mediated signaling pathway
Cellular component (GO): plasma membrane
Molecular function (GO): transmembrane receptor protein tyrosine kinase adaptor activity
Source: RefSeq, a predicted model, not a curated record
GGCAGGCAACCACAUUCAGGAUCAGCCACUCACAGCCAGGCUGCCUCACAGUGCGACGCUCGCAGGGAUGGAGGAUCAGCUAGUGGGGCCGUGAAGAAACCGUAUCCAGGCGAAGUGCAAGGACGUCGGGCGAGCAAUUGCAGACGAGCCGUUCGAGGAAGAGGACCUCUUGAAACCGAAUUGUGUCUGCCAGCCGUCGUCGUCAUGACACUAGUCUCGCACUGAGCCUCUCCUCAGUGGGUUGGCAUGGCCCAGUGAUGAACGGAGCGGCAGCGCCCGGUAGCCCGGAGCUCUCCUCCUCAUGCCCGCUGCCUGACUGGCGAGAGUUCUGCGAACUCCACGCCCGAGCCUCGGCCGCGGACUUCGCCGACAAGUUCCAGCGCUUCCUGUCGGAGAACCCGUGCUACGAUUCGCCGGGCGCCGACGCCAGCUUCUCUCAACACUUUGCCCAACACUUCUUGGAGUGUUUCUCUGCGGCUCUGAGCCAGGCCCGGCAGAACCGGGCGUCCUCGCCGGGGGAGGACGGCUUUAGCAUCGCACCAAAGUACAGCAUCGUUCCUUUUCUGGGGAUCCAGGGUUGUCCCUUGUCCUACAGCCACGAGCUCUACCACAGACGCAAGGACGCCGGGGCUUCCAGCGAGUCCUUGGACAGCAUGGACAGCGGAGGGGGCGGGAUAGAAGGCAGAGGAGGAGGCGGCGCCGCGCCCGGUACCCGCGGACCUCAACCCACGCACAAGGUGUCCGCCCUGGGUCAGUCCCGCAGUUCCGAGGACGUGUCGGUGAGCCACCCCAAAGCUCGCUUCAAGAAGGGCUUCUCGCUGAGGAACAUGAGCCUGUGCGUGGUGGACGGGGUCAAGGAGAUGUGGCAUCGCCGCGCUUCCCCCGAGCCCGACGGGCCUCCCAGGAAGUCCAACGGGACCGGAGGAGCAGGGGCCGGAACCGCCGGGGGCGAAACCACCACGGCGGGGGGGGAGAAGUGGUCUCAAAAACUGCGACUGCCGAGAAGCUGCCAGGGCCACAAGGCGGAGAUGUUGGAGAUCCAGAGGGAGGGGGCGCUCAGGUACAUGGUGGCCGACGACACCAACUGCAUGGGCGCCGCCCAGUGGCAGAAGUGCCGGCUGCUUUUGAGGAAGAGCAAGAGGGACGAAGGGGCCGAGAGGUUCCUGCUGGAGUUCUACGUGCCGCCCAAGUCUUCCAAAGCCAAGGUGAGCAUCCCUUUGACGGCCAUUGUGGAGGUACGGACCACCAUGCCCCUGGAGAUGCCUGACAAAGACAAUACGUUUGUCUUAAAGGUGGAGAACGGGGGCGAAUACAUCCUGGAAACCAUCGACUCACUGCAGAAAAACUCUUGGGUCGCUGACAUCCAGGACUGCAUCGACCCCGGGGACAGCGGCGACGACAUCGAGCUGGCGUCCUGUCCUCACGGUCAAGCCUCAUCCAAAGACUGCUCCAUGGUGGCCUCCUGCAGCUGCGAGCUGCUCUCUGAGGGUGCGUACCCAGCUCCGGAGAGGUUAUGCGCGGCGGCGGUGGUGGCGGCGGCGGCGGCGGAGCAUUACAGUGCCCCCUCAGUGCGUUGCAGGGAACCCCCCUUCACCCAGCAUCCAUCCCACAUGCCUUUAGAGCGCUUCCUCCAGUCCCCAGAGGCCCAGGGCGCCAACCCCGCAGCAGCAGGGUGCGCAGGUGGAGGCGAGGGAUCCAAGGACUCUGAGGGUGACGCCAGCCUCGCCGGUUACCCGUGGUUCCACGGCACGCUGUCGCGGGUCCGUGCGGCUCAGCUGGUACUGGCGGGCGGGGCCAGGAGCCACGGCCUCUUUGUGAUCCGCCAAAGUGAGACGCGGCCCGGCGAGUACGUGCUCACCUUCAACUUCCAGGGCAAAGCCAAGCAUCUGCGUCUGUCAGUCAACGAAAACGGCCAGUGCCACGUCCACCAUUUAUGGUUCCACACCGUGUCGGACAUGCUGAGACACUUCCACGCUCACCCCAUCCCGCUGGAGUCCGGCGGCUCGGCGGACAUCACGCUACGCUCUUACGUUCAAGUGCAGAGGAGCGCUAACCCAGACGUGAGCGUGCCUUCGCUGGUCACGCCGCCCAGAACAGACGCCAGCUGUCGCCCGGACUCCGCCCAGCCGACUCCUCACCCUCCCGGGAUCUCACCCUCUUCCGGCCCCCCGGCCGACGCCCCGCUUUCCUCCAGUAGCUCCUCCUCACCCACCGCCCUGCCCUCCCUCUCCCGCAGCGACCCGGGCACCGGCGGCGGCUUACAGAGUCGUAGCAACAGCUCCGAGCGCCUGCUGGAGGCCUCGAGCGGCGCGUCCGAGGACUAUCAGGACGCCGACGGGACCCGACGGGCCCGGGCUGUGGAGAACCAGUACUCUUUCUACUGAGUGACCCCCCCCGAGGGCAACGACCACGAAAAGGCUUCAAACCCGUCGCCUUGUUUGUUUGUGUUUCAACGGCAAUUUCCUGUUUCUCUUGAUUCGAGAAGGGGCGGCGCCUCGGUCGGGUCGGGCCGCGCAGCUGCGCUUCGCACCGUCGGAGCGUGACGAGGCGUGACAAAGGGCUACGCGUAGACGACACUCGCAGAGGGGCCUGGAUGAAGGAAAUCAAAGCGGCGAGGAUGUGUGUAGGCAGAAAGAGCAACAGGAAGUCAUCCCGCGAGACUCAUCUGGCUUUGAUUCAGCUCAUCUGACCACUUCCUCGUUGACAGCCCAGUUUGAAAUGCGAGGCUCUGCUUUAUGUUUGGAAAGCUGCUGGGGAGUCCAUCGGGGGGAUCCUCCAUGUUGAAGUCUGCCGCGCACAUUUCGUUGCGUUCCAACACAUAAGCGAUGUCAUGGAGGUUUUAUGCUGCAUCUUUGAAAACCGUUGGGUCAAAAAGAACCCAAUUGUGGGUCAGAGAGGGACUGACUGCAACUUGGGUCCGUUUGAGACAUUGUACAGAAUUGUUUUUGCGGUUAUUUUUGGGGGGGGGGGUAUUGGAUUGCAGUUUGUCCCUAUUUGACCCGUGAUUGGGUUAUUUUUGACCCAACUGUUUAUUAGAGCAUGAGAAAACUGGGAAAUUGGACAUUUUGAACUCGAUCUUAUAAACAAGCAUCGUUGAUUAGACCGAACCAUGACGUAGUUCUUUUUCGCAAUCUGAGGUCAACGUCGAAAUUUGCACGCCGCUGUUUCUAUCCAAAUGAGUCACUUUGAAAAGUGUCAUGUGAGCGGGCCAGAGGGGACUUUGCAUGGCGUCAUGUGAUUUCCUUGCUGUUUUCAAGAGGAGCGUUAGUAACGAUCAGAAAGGAGGCCGUUAUUUGUAUAAUAGUGUUUUUAUAAUUAUAUGGAGAUAUAUUUUUUACAUUCCCCCUUAAAUAGAUAUUUAAUACAUAUAUUUUAGAAAUAUUUGUAUUAUAAGAAAGAUAAUGUAAUAUCUAUAUUAUAAUAUAUAUUCUUCUAUAUUGUAUUGUAAGGCGAACCGGUUGUUCUGGUUCAUUUUUUUUUUUUUGCAGAAAACAUCUCUAUGAAUUCUGCCGUAGAAACGACGCGCCAAUUCAUGAAUAAAGGUAAUUACAGCUUCUCAACGCCAUUAAGUCAUUUUUUUAUCUGCUCAAGGCGAAAAAAGAGGAAUGGUUUAUUUGUCCGAGUGUCUCUCUUUUGGUGAAAUCAAAGAGAGACUUGACGUCAAAUGAAGUUUCGUUUGGCUUAGUCAGAGGGGGCAAAAUGUCCAACUUCCUGGUUUUUAAAAAUACAUGCGAAAGCAUAACACGGAAAUGCUCACAAAACCGAUGCGCAAGGUGGCUUCGAUUUGCUGUCACAGGCUUAUUUCUCUGAGUGUGUGUGUGGUGACGUGUUAGAGUAUUUUUGAAUGAUCGCCGUGCUUAAGUCGUGUUUCUAAAACAGGGUCGUUGUUUUGUUUUUUUAUUGCAAGCUCGUUAUAUGGGUAAGAUGUAAAUUAGAUAUGUUGAUCUACUGAACAAAAGCAUAAAUGCAACACUUUUGGACUCGCUACCAGUUUUUAUGAGCUGAACCCAAAGAUGGAUAUGCCCGGGAUAAUUCUUCUAUUGUCUGUCUACAUCUUUUGCUGCACCGUUUGUGUUCAAACGGCCGAUCCUUUAAGGGUUAACCCCUCGACUAGUGAAGCUAUUCAUUUUUACACCACUAUCCAUAGAAAAGGUUUUUUGAGUUCAGCUCAUGUAAAGCGGGAGAGAAAGCGUUUCUAUUUUUGUUCAGUGUAUGUCACAAUUCAAAGUCAUGCCUUCAACAUUUCACGAGCAGUGGUAAGUGGAGAGGAGGAGACUUGUGGGAAAGGAUGGCCACGUUCGACUGCUUUGCUUUAGCUAAAUAAUAAAGCAUCAAAACAUGUAUCGAAACAAGCAUUAUCACUGUCGAGAUAAUAGAGAAGCAUUGAAGCCACAUUUUUAACAUAAGUAGACACAGUUUUGCAAUAUAGGGAAAGAAACAUAUCAAUAGGUGUCAAGCGUGGCCAUCGCGCAACGUUUUCCAGAACAGCCGAGGAAAUUAAUGUGCCAAUUUGAGUCCUAUUUUGGGAACUUAUUUAUUAUUCCUAAGCUGUUGUAUAAAUGGCUUUUCCUCCCCUAUUGAGUCUUAUGUUUGUGCAAGGGCGCCGUCACACAUAUCACAGACUCCUCAUGCCCUAAACGCUCCAUUUAUUUGACAAAUCAAGCAGAUUUGUUUUUUUUUUUAGGUUUUGUUUGAAUGUUUUCUGGUUGAGUUUUCAAGCUGUCUGUGUAGUCUUUGCCCCCCUUUCUUUGAGUAACACUUGGUAAAAAUUUAAAGUGGGUUUGUUUCUGUUAUCUGACUGAGUUUUGAAGAGUCUGUGCUAUUUUGUACAAAGUGAUGUACUUGACAUACUACUUUAUAUUUCUGUGAAUAAAACGUUGGACUGGUAAA